AUGAAAGAAAAAGGAUUUAUCAUAUCGAUAAAUGUUGUCGAAAGAUUAGACAAUCGAGAUUUACGACGCUAUCAGCGAAUGACAGAUUAUGACUUCCUAUUGGCGAUUACUAUGAGAGAUUGUUUGCAGCUGUAG
Molecule: messenger RNA, 135 nt
Organism: Brugia malayi
Lineage: Eukaryota; Metazoa; Nematoda; Chromadorea; Rhabditida; Onchocercidae
Exons: 3
Coding region: 1-135 (44 amino acids)
Source: RefSeq, a predicted model, not a curated record